Conger conger (European conger) is the source of this 2062-nucleotide messenger RNA. RefSeq names its product E3 ubiquitin-protein ligase TRIM62-like. Lineage: Eukaryota; Metazoa; Chordata; Actinopteri; Anguilliformes; Congridae. The record is from RefSeq and is a predicted model, not a curated record. Gene Ontology annotation, biological process: innate immune response; positive regulation of canonical NF-kappaB signal transduction. The coding region runs from base 604 to 2031 and encodes 475 amino acids. The transcript is spliced from 6 exons. Gene Ontology annotation, molecular function: zinc ion binding; protein binding.
AUAACAGCAACACUUAUUUGUUGGUUCCAAAUGUCAAUAUGUAGGCUACGCGAACCCCACGAUAGACGCUUGUGAAUGAUUGGUUUGUUCCACCGCUGUUGUGUUCCUUCCUGGUUAGACGGGCACUACUUGCGUCGGGGAUGUAGCCAGCUUCAAGCUUGGAACUGUUGGUCCUGAGAGGAGGAGGCAGCACCGGAGUUGACUGCAACGAAUUGUCGGACGAGAUGUGGGCUAGUCUACUCCUCUCAGGAAACCGGUGUCGAUAAGAAAACCAAACAGAACUGCUGCAAACAGCCGGAAAAAAGGGAGAUUCGAGGGAGCGAACAGGACAAAAGUGAAACCCUAUAGUUACAUUGCAAGAAAGGCAAAUAAGUAAUCAACAGAGGACCAAUGAAGAUUGUGGAUUUUAAAUAUAAAAAUUGAAAGAAUUGCUUGGAAAGUCCUUUAAAGCUUUUACAUUUUCAAGAAAACCAAAAGGUCAAUUUAUUUGGCUUUUCAUAUACGGCUAUUAAAUAGGCUAGCCCAUCCUGUUUUCCACUUAUUAUAUAUUAUUGUAUAUUCAAUUGCAUUAGCCUACACGUGAGUAGCUAUUUUACUUAUGAAAUGGCUUGUAGUCUGAAAGACGAACUGCUGUGUUCCAUUUGCCUGAGUAUUUAUCAAGAUCCGGUUAGUUUCGGCUGCGAACAUUAUUUUUGCCGAAAGUGCAUUACGGAACACUGGAGCCGACAAGAGCACCAUGGGGCUCGGGACUGUCCGGAAUGCCGAAGAACAUUCGCCGACCCGCUGCUGUCUCCGAGCCUCAAGCUGUCCAACAUCGUGGAGAGGUAUUCCGCCUUCCCCCUGGACGCCAUUCUCAACGCCCAGCGGAACUCUUAUCCGUGUAAGGACCACGAAAAAGUCAAGCUUUUCUGCCUCAGCGACAAGAGCCUGGUCUGCUUCUUCUGCGACGAACCGGCGCUGCACGAGCAACAUCAAGUGACCACCAUCGAUGAAGCGUUCGAAGAAAUCCAGAGGGAGAUGAGGGAGCAGCUGGCCACCCUGCAGGACAGUGAAGUCGGGCACACUGAGGCCCUGAAGCUGCUCCAGAGGCAGCUCACCGAAACCAAGUCGUCGGCGAAGAGCCUGCGGGCGACGAUCGGCGAGGCGUUCGAGCGGCUGCACCGCUUCCUGCGGGAGCGGCAGAAGAGCAUGCUGGAGGAGCUGGAGGCCGACACGGCGCGCACGCUCUCCGACAUCGAGCACAAGAUCCAGCGCUACAGCCAGCAGCUGCGCGACGUCACCGAGGGCAUCCACAUCCUGCAGGAGCGCCUCGGAGAGACCCACCGACACGGCUUCCUGGAGGGGGUCGCCCUCACCUCCGAGAGAAUUAAAGGGAAGAUCCACGAAACCAACCUCACAUACGAAGAUUUCCCAACAUCCAAGUACAUGGGCCCCCUUCAGUACUCCAUAUGGAAGUCUCUCUUCCAGGAUAUCUCACCAGUGCCGGCCGCCCUCACGCUGGACCCCAUCACGGCCCACCAGCGCCUCAUCCUGUCAGACGACUGCACCAUCGUGGCGUACGGCAACCUGCACCCGCAGCCCCUGCAGGACUCUCCGCGGCGCUUCGACGUGGAGGUGUCGGUGCUGGGGGCGGAGGGCUUCGCCGCGGGCACGCACUACUGGGAGGUGAUGGUGUCGGAGAAGACCCAGUGGAUGAUCGGCGUGGCCGGGGAGACGGUGGCCCGCAAGGGCAGCAUCCAGAUCCAGCCCGGCCGCGGCUUCUACUGCAUUGUCAUGCACGACGGCAACCAGUACAGCGCCUGCACCGAGCCCUGGACCCGGCUCAACGUCCGCAGCAAGCUGGAGAAGGUGGGCGUGUACCUGGACUGCCCCAAGGGCCUGCUGGUCUUCUACAACGCCGACGACAUGUCCUGGCUCUACACGUACCGCGAGAAGUUCCCCGCCAAGCUCUACCCCUACUUCAGCCCCGGCCAGAGCCACGCCAACGGCAAGAACGUGCAGCCCCUGAGGAUCAACACCGUCCGGCUGUGAGCGCGGCCUGGGGGGCGGUCACGUGACCCGC